Messenger RNA from Eleginops maclovinus (Patagonian blennie), 2049 nucleotides. It is a transcript of the gene galns, whose product is annotated as galactosamine (N-acetyl)-6-sulfatase. Bases 16 to 1671 code for a protein of 551 amino acids. The record is from RefSeq and is a predicted model, not a curated record. NCBI's taxonomy places the organism in Eukaryota, Metazoa, Chordata, Actinopteri, Perciformes, Eleginopidae. The transcript is spliced from 14 exons. Gene Ontology annotation, molecular function: N-acetylgalactosamine-6-sulfatase activity; arylsulfatase activity.
UGGCUAUACUUGUGUAUGCGCAAGCGUUGCGCUGAAGUGGCCGCACGAAGGCAAACAAAGCACUUCCUCGAAGUCGCUGCUCAUAUGACUUCAGCUAUGGGAGUGAUGUCUACUGUAAUUCUUGCUCUCUUUUUUUCAAUAAUAUGUUGUUCCUUGACAGAAAAGCUAUCAAAUGCGUCAUCUCCAAACAUAAUCAUCAUGCUCAUGGAUGACAUGGGUUGGGGGGACUUGGGGGUGUUGGGCCAGCCCUCUAAGGAGACACCCAACCUUGAUGCCAUGGCUGCUCAGGGCAUGCUGCUUCCAAAUUUCUACACUGCCAACCCGCUCUGUUCCCCAUCCAGAGCUGCUCUUCUCACCGGGAGGCUGCCAGUCCGAAAUGGUUUCUACACAACGAACGGCCACGCCAGAAACGCAUACACACCUCAGGAGAUAGUGGGAGGAAUAUCUAAGGACGAGAUUUUGUUACCCCAGAUGCUGAAGAAAAAGGGCUAUGUCAGCAAGAUAGUUGGCAAGUGGCAUCUUGGCCACAGACCGCAGUACCUACCUCUGGAGAAUGGUUUUGAUGAAUGGUUUGGUGCACCAGACUGCCACUUUGGCCCUUACAACAACAGCAUCAGACCCAACAUCCCCGUCUACAACAACUCUGAGAUGCUUGGCAGAUACUAUGAGGAGUUUAAGAUUGACAGGAAGACUGGAGAGUCCAACCUCACACAGAUGUACCUGCUGGAAGGUAUUAACUUCAUAAGACGUCAGACCGUGGCCCAGCGGCCCUUCUUCCUCUACUGGGUGCCCGACGCCACUCACGCCCCUGUCUAUGCCUCCAAACCCUUCCUGGAGCAGAGCCAGCGAGGCCGGUACGGUGAUGCAGUAAUGGAGCUGGACUACAGCGUUGGUAAUAUCUUGUCGUGGCUGAAGAGACUGGGCAUUGAAAAUGAUACGUUUGUCUUCUUCACCUCAGACAAUGGAGCAGCCCUAAUGUCUGGACCAAAUGAAGCCGGGAGCAAUGGGCCGUUCCUCUGUGGGAAAGAGACCACCUUUGAAGGGGGCAUGAGGGAGCCAGCCAUUGCCUGGUGGCCUGGACACAUCAAAGCAGGCACAGUGAAUUUCCAGUUGGCCAGUGUGAUGGACCUGUUCACCACUAGUCUGGCUCUGGCGGGCCUUAGCCCUCCUGAUGACAGAGCCCUGGAUGGACUGGACCUAACACCGGUCCUCCUAAACCGACCACACAAACAGGGAAAGAGGCCGAUUUUCUAUUACCGUGGCAAUGAGCUGAUGGCUGUGCGGCUUGGACAAUACAAGGCACACUACUGGACCUGGAGCAACUCAUUAGAAGAGUUUGAAAAGGGCAUCAAUUUCUGUCCUGGUGAAGAGGUCCCUGGUGUGACUACUCAUGACCAGAAGGAGCACACAAUGCAGCCAAUCAUUUUCCACCUAGGGCGGGAUCCUGGGGAAAAGUUCCCUAUCAGUGUUUCGACUAAUGAGUACCAGAAUGUGCUGAGCAGGAUCAAUCCUGUUGUGGAGCAGCACAAGAAGACACUGGUGCCCGGUGUUCCCCAGCUCAACAUGUGUGACGUGGCGGUGAUGAAUUGGGCCCCCGCUGGCUGUGAGAAGUUAGGAAAGUGUCUCAAAGUGCCAAAGUCUCAGCCCUGGAAGUGUGACUGGCCACAUUGAGAGGAUGAGGAACCAAAACCUGAAGAUCUGCCUUUCUAAUCAACAGACAACCUUAUUCUUUUGUAAAAUGAUUCAUGCACAGUUAAGGAGAUGGACAUGGGGUCAAAUCAGGCGAAGUUUGUUGGUCUGACAUUGUAUGGAUUAUGCAAAUAGAUUUUUUUCAAUGAGUGCACAAAUGUUGUAACUGCUCUGGAGAAGCACUGCAAAAAGAGCCAAUGAUUGAAGUAUGGACAAAUGAAUUAGGAAGUUGGAGAUUUGUAUUUUUUUUUGUAUCAUGCCUAAUGUAAUGUUCACCAUGUUGGGUUGUUGGUUUAAAUAUUAUCAUUGUUACUUGCGUACUGAAAAAAAAAGGUGUUUAAUAAAAGGUUAUUUUUUUUA